CUUGAGAAAUAAGACAUGUGUCAAAGAACCAUCAUACACCCUGACCACAUCCCUGCAGCUUGUGUGUGUACAUACACGCAGCACUUCUUGCACAGGACGAAAAGGCUUAUUUUGCAUUUAUUAAAACUGUAAAGGUGUCAAAUAACAACAGCUGACUUUGGUGAAGCUGACAGCAACUUUGAUCUCACAACAGACUUAGAACUAAUAAAUAACACAGGCAAAUAUUGCAACAAAGAUUUACUUUGACUCAAAUCAAAUCAGCUUCUCUGACUUCAUAGGGGUCAAAGGUCAACACCUAGAAUGUGAAUAGUUACUGACAAUAAAUAACACAGAAACUAUUUGGUGAAAUCUGCACAGUUCAUAUCUUAUUAUGGACUGGGACAUACCCAAAAGUGAUGCUUAAAUGCUGCAUGAUCACAGCAACAUGCAUCAAGUGUGAUAGUUCAUUUUGUUCAUGAUGACCAGGACUGUUAUUAUGUUGACUGACAGCAAGCUAGACCAAUCGGUUCAUGUACAAGCCUGUUAGAGUUGUGAGAAAAAAUAUCAGUGAGUGUGAAAGAAAUAUAGAGGUAGUCAGUAGACAGGAAGUGGAUAUGCAUGGAUAACUAUUAUAUCAUCUCAGGAGACUCUGCCGUGCAGAUGCUGAAGAUCAACCAUCGAAUAAACAGGGGCACUGACAGCUGAAGUAACAGAGUCACAAUAUUUUCACUGAGCAUUUUCAAAAUGAGGACUCUUCUUCUGCUUCUCCUCUCACUGAUGACAGGUUGUGAGGCUGUGUCUAAUGUGAAGGGAUGCCGAGACGGAUGGGUUGAAUUCACCUGCAACUAUCAAAGAUCUGGUUUUACUUUAACUAAAUCAGGACAUACACUCAUGGAAAGUUCUAAAAACAAUGAGUGGGAAACCAUCAACAGUGUUUCCCUGUACCGUGAUACAAACAACAAAAAAGUCAGAGUGCUCAUCAAAAACCUUAAACAAGAAGACUUUGAAUCAGAAUACCAGUGUAAAAAACAGGGGUCAAACUUCGACACAGUAAAACUGGACAAAGACAGAGGCUGCCAAGGACAAUUCAUUCAAACUGUGUACAGAACAGCUAAAACCACCAUCACAUGUAAUUAUCCAAGAAACAGAGACGAGUCCGAUGUCCUGUUUCUCUGCAAAGAGAACAAAAUCACCUGUGAGGACAUCUUAUCAACUGAAUCUUCUCCAAAGUCAAGCGAGACAUUCACUCUCACAAAAACCAACACAGGCUUCACCGUGUCCAUCAGUAAAGUGUCCUCACAUCAUGCUGGUGUCUACUGGUGUGGAGUAAAGUCAAAUGAAGGAAGUUACCGAGCUGGAUUCAGAAAAAUACCACGUUAAGUUGAGUUAAAGAUAUUAGAAUCUUCACAAGGUCUCUAACUACUGGACAGAAUUUUACAUACUGGUGUGCAUAUCCAGACCGUGCUCCGAAAAAUAAAUUCAUCUGUAGGGGAAGAUCCAUCAUAUGUGAACCUCUAGUGAACGCCACGCAGCUCGGCAAGAAACACUGGGAGGUUUUCCAUGGGGAUGACAGAAGAGAGAAACAUCACCAUAACAGUGAGAGAUAGUAACAACAGACGACACUGGGACAUACUGGUGUUGAGCAGAAAGUACUGAAAACAAAAACCAGUAACCCCUUCU
Molecule: messenger RNA, 1659 nt
Organism: Larimichthys crocea (large yellow croaker)
Lineage: Eukaryota; Metazoa; Chordata; Actinopteri; Sciaenidae
Exons: 4
Coding region: 724-1359 (211 amino acids)
Cellular component (GO): plasma membrane
Molecular function (GO): transmembrane signaling receptor activity
Source: RefSeq, a predicted model, not a curated record